This is a messenger RNA of Nanorana parkeri, 5656 nucleotides long. RefSeq names its product castor zinc finger 1 (gene CASZ1). Lineage: Eukaryota; Metazoa; Chordata; Amphibia; Anura; Dicroglossidae. The record is from RefSeq and is a predicted model, not a curated record. Gene Ontology annotation, cellular component: nucleus. Gene Ontology annotation, biological process: regulation of neuron differentiation; positive regulation of transcription by RNA polymerase II. The coding region runs from base 133 to 5409 and encodes 1758 amino acids. Gene Ontology annotation, molecular function: DNA-binding transcription factor activity, RNA polymerase II-specific; RNA polymerase II transcription regulatory region sequence-specific DNA binding. The transcript has 18 exons.
CUGCUGUGCCAAUCCUAGUUUGCCCGCCUGCUCCGCUGACAGAGCUCCCACAGACACGCACAGUGACAUCAGUCAAACAACUUGUGAUCCGGGAAAGCAAAUCUGCCUCAAUUAAGAUUUUAAUUAAGUAUUAUGAAAGUUGAUUAUUUAAGUGAAUUCAGCUUUGGAUUCUCUGACUAUGCUGAAAGAAGUGUUUGCACUGACACAGCCUCAGGAAAGCCGAAGAUGGCUGCCAAACGCAAAGGCGGCCUGAAACUAAAUGCUAUCUGUGCCAAACUAAGCCGGCAGGUUGUAUCAGAACACGGAUCAGAUCUAGGAGAUGCUGAACCUGGGCCACUGGAGAGCAGUGAAAGAGAAGGAGAACAGAAACGAGAAGCAGAUAUCACUGACAGCCUCACUUCUGAUCAGCGAGCAGAGGAAGACAAGCGCCGUAGGGAGGUCAUAGAGAAAUGGGUCAAUGGGGAGUACACAGAUGAACCCCUCGAAAAGACGAAUAAAGACUAUAAGAGAAUAGGUCUGGCUGAGCUUCCGCCCGAAGGUGUCUACAUGGUACAACCCAAGGGGUGCAGUGAUGAAGAAGACAACACUGAGGAAUCAAAGGUCUCCCAAACCAGCAGGUUCUUGGGUGAGAAAGAGCCUGAAAAGACAGUCCCCAAGGAACCAGAGGCACCUGCAAAAAUUGCCUCAGGGGCACCUUCCGGAGAAACUUCCUCAUUGCGAGAUUAUGCAGCCAACACUAUGAGCGAGUUCCUUGGGAUGUUUGGCUACACCCAACCUAAUGUAAGGGAUGAGCUUGCAAAGAAAAUUAGCUUUGAGAAGAUCAAUGCUGCUACCUCAGAGACCACCUCUGCUGAAGACCCCCUCAGUAAGCGAGCUAGAUUCUCCAAGUAUGAGGAGUAUAUUCGGAAACUGAAAGCCGGAGAGAAUCUGUCCUGGCCUGCCCAAGUUGUGAAGGCUGAAGAACUGAAUUCCAAGCCCAUACAGAGCAAAGAUAGUUCAACGACUCUUCAGCCAUCACCGCAGCCACUGGUUACCAGAGCCCCAGUACAUGAGGCAGUAAUUCUGCAAGAACCGAAAACAACUGUCUUGCCUCUAUCCACGGCUGGCAGCUCUCAUAUGCAAGGCCUUAUGUCUCGAGCUUCCAAAUAUGACUUUUUUAUCCAGAAGCUAAAAACAGGAGAGUCUUUGAGACCACAAAAUGGAAACACAUACAAGAAACCCUCCAAAUAUGACCUGGAGAAUGUCAAGUAUCUUCACCUUUUUAAACCAGGAGAAGGAAACCAGGACAUGGGAGGCUCUAUAGCUUUUAAAACAGGGAAAGUCGGGCGGCCUUCCAAGUACGAUGUACGAAAUAUUCAAAAGCAUACGCCCUUGAAAGCCGCUGCGGUUGUCCCAAGUAUGCCCCCUGCUCCUAUCACAAGCACUCCCUCCACCCCUGUGCUUGCAUCUGAGCAACCAGUAGCGUUGCCUUUCAACACUCCAGAAUAUCUGAAAUCAACCUUCUCUAAGACAGACUCCAUCACUACAGGAACAGUCUCCACCGUGAAGAAUGGACUACCCCCAGACAAGCCCCCAGAAGAUGUAAAUAUUUACCAGAAAUAUAUUGCCAGAUUUUCAGGAAGCCAACACUGCGGUCACAUUCACUGUGCAUAUCAGUACCGGGAACACUACCACUGUCUGGACCCGGAGUGUAACUACCAGAGAUUCACCAGUAAGCAAGAUGUGAUCCGCCAUUACAACAUGCACAAGAAACGCGACAAUUCUCUGCAGCACGGCUUCAUGCGUUUCAGUCCAUUAGAUGAUUGCAGUGUUUAUUAUCAUGGCUGCCAUCUAAAUGGGAAAAGCACACACUACCACUGCAUGCAGGUGGGAUGUAACAAAGUCUACACAAGCACCUCAGAUGUAAUGACACAUGAAAACUUCCAUAAGAAGAAUACUCAGCUAAUUAACGAUGGCUUUCAACGCUUCCGGGCCACUGAAGACUGUGGCACAGUAGACUGCCAGUUCUAUGGUCAAAAGACUACUCACUUCCAUUGCAGGCGUCCAGGAUGCAGCUUCACCUUCAAAAACAAGUGUGACAUAGAGAAGCACAAGAGCUACCACAUUAAAGAUGAUGCAUAUGCAAAGGACGGAUUUAAGAAGUUCUACAAAUAUGAAGAGUGCAAGUACGAGGGAUGUGUGUACAGCAAGGCCACCAAUCACUUUCACUGCAUUCGCACUGGAUGUGGUUUCACAUUCACCUCCACCAGCCAGAUGACCUCGCACAAGCGCAAACAUGAGAGGCGGCACAUCCGCAGCUCGGGAGUGCUUGGCCUUUCAUCUUCCCUUAUGGGGGGAAAGGACAAUGACAUGGAGGAGUCUAGCAAUGAUGAUCUCAUUGACUUUUCUGCUAUGAGCAGCAAGAAUUCUAGUCUGAGUGCCUCUCCUACAAGUCAGCAGUCUUCCAUAUCCCUGGUUCCUACUGUUUCUGAGGCACCUUCUCCACAAACACUGAAAUCCACCAGCAUCAUUCCACCUACAACCAAGAUGUCAACCCUUCUGUCCCAGACAUUGCCGGCUAAUAUACCCUUGGCUUUAGCCUUGUCUAGUUCUACACUCCCUGCAGGAUCUGGGCCAUAUUUCCCCAUCAUAAGUGGACGUGCUGGCAACUCAAUGCCCAUCAGCGCCGGUAACAUAGUACCUGUGGCUGCCCCUGACACUUCUCCACAGGCUGCUUCUGGGGCUAGCGAUCAAAACAGCACUUCGCCAGCUGCUACAUCCAUUAUGGAAAAGAUUUCUGCCAGCAAAGGGCUAAUCUCUCCUAUGAUGGCAAGACUGGCAGCAGCCGCCAUCAAACAGUCUCCAUCACCUGAAGCAGGCAAUGGGCAAUUAUCAGGACGGAUGAAACCAGAGGCACCAGAUACAGAAGGAACAAUGCCCCGAAGCAGCUCCCAAGAGCAGAGCCUGGACCUGAGCAUGAACAAUAAUGAGACCAACGGGCUAGAAGCACCAACUGAAUCACUACUACAUCCUUCUCUUGGGUGCAAGAUCCAACACUCCGUUUCAAACACAAGCAGCUUGUUAAGCCUGAAAGCAGAUGCCGAUAGCAGUGAUUCUGGGGCAGGGGAGUCCACCCAUUAUUAUCUGGGCAAAGUGAUGAAGGCCCUUGAUGGUGAAAAGCACACAGAGCCCUGGAAGACAUACUUGCGGAGGUUUGGACCUGCAGACGUGUGUGACCAUCAGUGUGACUUUCUACACAAACUGCAUUUCCACUGCGUUGUAGAGGAAUGUGGAGCACUUUUCAGUACUUUUGAUGGAGCCAUAAAACAUGCCAACUUUCACUUGCGAAAUGAUGUAGGAACUUCAAAAGGAAGCUCAGAAAUACCUUAUUCCGCAGACUCGAAAGUCUCCCCUAUACCGACGUCACCCCCCUUAACCUUAAAUAUGGCACCCGGUUGUGAAAUUCCAGCUCCCUGUCUUGCUGCUGUCCCAUCCACUCCGACUCUUCUGGCCUGGAAGCAGCUUGUAUCAUCCAUACCACAGAUCCCCCAGAUCCCCACCUCAGUACCCAGUUUAGCUUCAUCUCCCAUGGCAACAACAUCUCUGGAGAAUGCUAAGCCUCAGGUCAAGCCAGGAUUUCUGCAGUUCCAAGAGAACGAUCCAUGCCUGGCAACUGACUGCAAAUAUGCAAACAAGUUCCAUUUCCAUUGUCUGUUCGGAAAUUGCAAGUACGUGUGUAAAACGUCGGGUAAAGCAGAAUCCCAUUGCCUUGACCACAUUAACCCUAAUAAUAAUCUGGUGAAUGUUCGGGACCAGUUUGCAUACUAUUCUCUGCAGUGCUUGUGCCCCAACCAGCACUGCGAGUUUAGGAUGCGUGGACACUACCACUGUCUGAGGUCCAACUGCUACUUUGUCACCAAUAUCACUACCAAGCUGCCGUGGCAUGUGAAAAAACAUGAGAAGGCUGAACGGAGGGCAGCGAAUGGCUUCAAAUACUUCACUAAGAGAGAAGAAUGCGGGAGACUGGGGUGCAAAUACAAUCAGGUGAAUAGUCAUUUUCACUGCAUUCGGGACGGCUGUCAGUUUUCUUUCCUACUAAAACACCAAAUGACAUCACAUUCCCGCAAACACAUGAGAAGGAUGCUGGGAAAGAACUUUGACCGUGUACCCGGCCCCCAAAACAUGAUGGACACAGAGACGGACGAGUACAUGGACUACACUGGUUUGGGCAGUCCUGGUGGGAUGUCGUCUGAGUCCUCCAAUCCUGAUCGCAGCUGCUCCAGUACUCCAGUGGGCAAUGAAAGUACAGACGCAGGAGGGAACACCAUCACGAUGCCAACAGCUUCUGGAGCCAAAAAACGAUUCUGGAUCAUUGAGGACAUGUCACCUUUCGGUAAACGACGCAAGACCGCUUCUUCCCGCAAAAUGCUGGACGAAGGGAUGAUGUUAGAAGGAUUCAGGCGUUACGAUCUGUAUGAAGACUGCAAAGAUCCGGCGUGCCAGUUCUCCUUGAAGGUCACUCAUUAUCACUGUACCAGAGAGAACUGUGGCUACAAAUUCUGUGGACGAACACACAUGUACAAGCAUGCCCAGCACCAUGAUAGAGUGGACAACCUUGUUUUGGAUGACUUUAAGCGGUUUAAAUCCUCUCUUAGCUGCAACUUCCCUGACUGCCAGUUCUCAGGGAACAGCACUCACUUUCACUGUUUGCGCUGUGGCUUCAGAUGCACCGACAGCACUAAGGUGACAGCACACCGCAAGCACCAUGGGAAGCAGGACGUCAUUAGCGCUGCUGGAUUCUGCCAAUUUAGCUCCAGUGUAGAUUGUGAAGUGCCCGACUGUAAGUACAAGCUGAAGUGCUCACACUUUCAUUGCACUUAUCCCGGCUGUAAGCACACUGUGGUGGGAAUGUCUCAAAUGGACUCACACAAGCGCAAACAUGAGAAACAAGAACGCGGGGACCUACCCUCUGUUUCUCCUGGUCUAGAUGGAUCAACUCAUAUUGCUCCCGAGUAUGACCUCCAACAUCAACCAGUGAACUUGGACAGCUCCCUCAACCUGAGCACAGACACAAACAGCUCCCUCCUAUUCCUACAAAAUGCUGCUGGGGUAGGCCUAAAUGACUCACUAGACCUGAGCAAGAAACCACAGGAUGGGGCUGACAGUGGCUCCAGGGAAAACACUGAGACGACCAAUUGUAGGGAUGCGGAUGAUGAUCUGUCCCAGGAAGAUGAUGAUGAUGAUGAUGAAGAUGAUGAUGAUGAACUGAAUGAAGAUGAGGAUGACGAGGACGAUCUAAACACAGAUUCUGAGGAUUCCUUGCCUGACGGUGAAUGUUUACCAGGGAAAGGAAACAAAGAAAGUGCAGGGGAUUCUACAAACCACUGUGAUACCUCCCAAACUCCAUUCAACCUUCACACAUCCCCUUGAAGCUACUUUAAACUUUGAAUGUUUUAUAAGUCACUCCCAAAGAGGGCCUUGCUCUCACAACCCAUACAAAAACACCCCAAAAAUAAACACAAAGAACAAGUGAAGGAAUAGUAAAUGCAGCUAAAUGACUUCUGCAAAGGGGGACUUGACCAAGUGAUCAGUAGACAAGACUCAAGGGGGCAUUUCUGUUUGCUGGCCUCCUCCAUUACAACUAUUCAUUCUGGUGCUUGAGAGCAAUGGGACAAAA